AUGAAAUGGUUGAUUGUUGAGAUAAUUGAGUAUUCAUUUUCUUUGCCUUUCAUUUUUUUUUUCUCCGUUUCUAUAUUUUUUUUUUUUUGCUGUUCCUUUUCUUCAUCAACACAAAUGAUUUUAUCACCACCAGUUUACUUAGGCGAUAGACAUUGUGGUUAUUGUGGAGAUUCCAAACAGGAAGACCAUUAUGCAUUGGACUCACAGGUGAAUUCACAUUCUCAUAAGGAGUCUGUUAUUAUGGGGACAAGUAUAUUACAAAUGUCGUGUCAAGAAUAUGACGAACUUAUCAAUAUGGGGUUUAGAAGAUCGGGCUCAUUCACGUAUAAACCGGAUUUACUCAAAACUUGUUGUCGACAAUAUACCAUUAGAACUAAUUUAUCUAUGUGCAAAUUGACUAAAGAACAUAGGAAAGUGGUUAAUCGAUUUGUUAAAGAAAUAUGUCCAGACUUGCCUGGACUGAAGAAAAACGCGUUUGAUUUGAACCGAUUGAAAGAAGCUCAGAUACAAUCCACCAGAUUCAGAACCAAGUUUGAACCAUCUGGGUUUAGCAAAGAAAAGUUUGAAUUGUACAAGAAGUAUCAAGUUGAAGUACAUAAUGAUGCACCCAAUGAUGUAACUGAGGAGUCGUUCAAAAGGUUUCUUUGCGAUACUCCAUUCCCAGAGGAACAAGUCCAAGGUGAUGAGUCCCAGUUCAGUGGUUUAGAACUAAAAUCUUGGAAGACAUCCAGCAAGCCACGCAUUGGUCCUACGCAUGAAUUGUACUAUCUAGAUGACAAGUUGAUAGCUAUUUCUGUUCUUGAUUUCUUACCUUCUGGCGUCUCUUCUAUUUAUUUUAUUUGGGAUCCAGAUUAUGCUCAUUUGAGUUUGGGGACUUUAUCGGGGUUGAAAGAAUUGCAAAUGUGUCAGGAAUUGGGGUAUAGUUGGUAUUAUUUGGGAUAUUAUAUCGAGGAUUGCAAAAAAAUGAAGUAUAAACUGAAAUUUGGUGGUGAAUUGCUUGACGUGUGUAAUGAAGUAUACUUUCCACUUGAACUGAUUAACAAUUUCAUCAAGAAUGGUAGAUUGUUUGUUGUCGGGGAGAAGGAUGAGCUGUACGAAGAUGAAUUGGAGAUGGAAAAUCUGGGGUGUCCCAUUGAUUACAAAGACAGUGACUUUUAUGGCAAGGAGUUGACUAAUAUCGCAGAGACUAUAUUCGCCAAUGAUCUGGUCAAUGCCAAGGCUGAAAAAGCAAGAAAGGUUUUAGAGAGAAAGUUUAACAUCAAACGCAGCAAGUCUAGUGUUCCCGAUAUUGUUCCUGGCAUAAUUCCUUUGUGGCAAAUAUUAGAAUGGUUUGAUACCGGAGUUCUAGAUGAUGAAUUCCCAGUGGAGAUAUUCAUGGGUGGUGCGAUGUAUGAUUAUACAUUAGGGGAAUUGAACUCAUAUGGUAGAGGUGUAAUAAUCGAUUGUAUUCGAGUUUAUGGUAUGGAAAGAGUACAAGAUCUGGUAUUGGUGAUGUAA
Candida tropicalis MYA-3404 is the source of this 1497-nucleotide messenger RNA. Its product is annotated as arginyltransferase. Gene Ontology annotation, cellular component: cytoplasm. Lineage: Eukaryota; Fungi; Ascomycota; Pichiomycetes; Serinales; Debaryomycetaceae. Gene Ontology annotation, biological process: protein arginylation. The transcript has a single exon. Gene Ontology annotation, molecular function: arginyl-tRNA--protein transferase activity. The coding region runs from base 1 to 1497 and encodes 498 amino acids. The record is from RefSeq and is a predicted model, not a curated record.